UCCCCAAAAUGCACAUUUCAUUUACUUUUGUUUUUGCAGCUGCGAGUCGAUGUUGUGCCCAAGACCACGGAGAAUUUUCGCGCUUUGUGCACCGGUGAAAAAGGAUUUGGCUACAAAGGCUCCACCUUUCAUCGUGUCAUACCGAAUUUUAUGUGCCAAGGUGGAGACUUUACUGCGCAUAAUGGCACCGGCGGCAAAUCCAUUUAUGGCAAUAAAUUCGAUGAUGAGAAUUUCGUUUUGAAACACACCGAGGCGGGUACUUUGUCCAUGGCCAAUUCGGGACCCAAUACCAAUGGUUCACAGUUUUUUAUAACCACCGUUAAGACAGCUUGGCUGGAUAAUCGUCAUGUGGUCUUUGGACGCGUUGUCGAAGGCUUGGAUAUUGUAAAGAAAAUCGAAGCCAUGGGCAGUCAAUCGGGUAAAACAUCGAAAAAUAUUGUCAUCAGCGACAGUGGACAGUUGUAAGGAGUGGCAAUAAUAAAAAACAAACAUUUUUUUUUGAAAAAAUAUA
This is a messenger RNA of Stomoxys calcitrans (stable fly), 511 nucleotides long. RefSeq names its product peptidyl-prolyl cis-trans isomerase. The annotation marks the transcript as partial. Gene Ontology annotation, biological process: protein peptidyl-prolyl isomerization; protein folding. The record is from RefSeq and is a predicted model, not a curated record. Gene Ontology annotation, molecular function: peptidyl-prolyl cis-trans isomerase activity. Gene Ontology annotation, cellular component: intracellular membrane-bounded organelle. Lineage: Eukaryota; Metazoa; Arthropoda; Insecta; Diptera; Muscidae. The transcript has a single exon.